GCGGUGGCGGAGCGGCGGCGAUGAAGGUGGCGGUGGCCGGGUGCUGCCAUGGCGCCCUGGACAAGAUGUACGAGACGCUGGAGCUGUUGCAGCGGCGGCACAACGUGCGGCCCGACCUUCUCCUCUGCUGCGGCGACUUCCAGGCUGUCCGUAACGAGGCGGAUCUCCGUUGUAUGGCCGUUCCCGCUAAGUACCGCCACAUGCAGACCUUCUACCGGUACUACUCCGGUGAGAAGAAGGCUCCGGUCCUCACGGUGUUCAUCGGUGGGAAUCACGAAGCGUCCAACCACCUGCAGGAGCUGCCCUACGGAGGGUGGGUGGCCCCCAAUAUCUACUACCUCGGUUACGCCGGCGUGGUGCGGUUCCGCGGCGUGAGGAUUGGUGGCAUCUCGGGCAUCUUCAAGUCUCAUGAUUACCGGAAAGGCCACUUUGAGUGUCCACCAUACAACCAGCAAACAAUUAGAAGUGCUUACCACGUGAGGAACAUCGAAGUCUUCAAACUCAAGCAGUUAAAACAUCCAAUUGAUAUAUUUAUGUCCCACGACUGGCCAAGGAGCAUAUAUCACUACGGGAACAAGAAACAGCUUCUUAAAAUGAAAUCCUUCUUCCGUCAAGAAGUGGAGAGCAACACACUAGGCAGCCCCGCUGCUUCAGAGCUUCUGCAGCAUCUCAAACCCACCUACUGGUUCUCAGCACAUCUUCAUGUUAAAUUUGCAGCUUUCAUGCAACACCAGACAAACUCCAAAGAAGAGCUGCCAAAAGCAACAAAGUUCUUGGCUCUGGAUAAAUGCCUGCCACACAGGGACUUUCUGCAGAUAAUCGACGUAGAACACGAUGCUAACGCAGGUGACUCGCUGGAGUAUGAUGCUGAGUGGAUUGCAGUCCUCAAGGCCACCAACAGUCUUGUUAAUGUGACUCAGACCUCAUGGAACAUGCCUGAAAAUAACGGCCUCCAUGCAAAGUGGGAUUACAGUGCGACGGAAGAAGCCAUCAAAGAAGUGUUAGAAGAGCUGAAUCAUAACCUCAAAAUUCCUUGCAACUUCACACUGACAGCUGCUUGUUAUGAUCCCAGCAAGCCCCAGAAAAAGGUAGAACCAGUUCAUACCAUCAAUCCACAGACCACUGAGUUUUGUGCCCAGUUUGGCCUCACUGACAUCAACAACAGGAUCCAGCAAGCUAAAGAAGAGGGCUCGGUACGAGGAGAACACGAAGAGGAGGAGGAGGAAGAGGAGAUGGACAGUACUGGGUCAGCAGAGGAACCCAGCGAGUAUAAUACAGAUAAUUCUGGACUUUCAUCCAUUAAUCCAGAUGAAAUAAUGCUGGAUGAAGAAGGUGGUGAUGAAGACUUGAGUACAUGUUCUGUAGAUCCUUCCCCUGAUCAUCCUCCUGACUUCUCUGCAAGUUUUUCUGACAUCCGGAUCAUGCCGGAUUCCAUGGCGGUAUCGUCUGAUGAUGCUAUGGACUCCACUAACGAGGAGCUGGAGAAAUCUGGAGCGAGUAAAGAGGUGGAAGAGAAGAGCUUAAAUGAAAGACCAUUAAAGCGCAUCAGCGGUGACGAAAAUGGGAACAGCGGCAUUAAAAAAAUUAAGAGAAGGAAUCAAGCUAUCUACGCUGCAGAGGAUGAAGAUAAAACAGAAUGAUACUUCAUGUGAUGUAGAAUUGAGUUCUCUCCCUGCCUUUUUUUUAUGGGAAGGUGGUGAGGACCGUGGUGGGCUACUCGUGCUUUUAAUGUUACUUGCUCUUAUUCACGUUACUUUCUUAAGCUUGAAGAGGCUGUAGGUGCCUCUGGCAGGGAGGGAGAUUUAUCCAGAUUAAACAUGGAAGUCAGAAGCAGACUUCUCCAGGAAAUUACUUUGUCAAAGAAUUUAAAUCUUGUGUAUAAUCAGUUGAUUUUACUUCGGUUCUCGGUUAUUAGUGUGUACUACGUAAGAAAAUGACUCUUAAACUAUAACUCAAGACAAAGUGAGAGGAUGUCCGACUUACAAGAUCGAAAGAUUUUAUUUUAUUGCUUUUUGUCUCAUUUUAUACUGAACUUUUAAUACAAAGUAGCAUAUGCAAUGACUCCAUGAACUAAAUUGGCAAAUAGAAUUCCCAUGAUAACAAAACAGCAAUAGAAGAGUGAAGAUUUUUGUUUCUGGUGAUAUUCCUGCCAUAGAAAAACUUCACGGUCAUAAACAAAACAAUGUGUGUUGUCUGGUAUUGGUUUUUAAUUACAGUUCUGAUAGGGAACCAAGUCUCUUAAUUUGAAGCAUGACAGAAUGCAUCUCUGUUCUUAAAACCUCACUUGUGUGCUGUUUCUCAAAACUUGGGAUCAAUGUCUUAAAAUUAAAAUGCAAGUAGUUAGGAUGAGCAGCUUCCUACAUGCAGACAUCAUCACUGUCUCAAU
This is a messenger RNA of Calidris pugnax (ruff), 2386 nucleotides long. Its product is annotated as lariat debranching enzyme. Gene Ontology annotation, molecular function: RNA lariat debranching enzyme activity. NCBI's taxonomy places the organism in Eukaryota, Metazoa, Chordata, Aves, Charadriiformes, Scolopacidae. Gene Ontology annotation, cellular component: nucleus. The transcript is spliced from 8 exons. Gene Ontology annotation, biological process: mRNA splicing, via spliceosome. The record is from RefSeq and is a predicted model, not a curated record. The coding region runs from base 21 to 1640 and encodes 539 amino acids.